GGGCGCCCGUCACUUCCUGCCCGGCCCGGUGAAGGCCCUGCCGGGCGGCGGCGACAGCGACAGCGUGCGAGCCAUGGUCGCGCUGGAGAACCCCGAGUGCGCCCCGGAGGCGGCGGAGGGCACCCCGGGCGGGCGGCGGCUGCUGCCCCUUCCCAGCUGCCUGCCUGCCCUAGCCAGCUCCCAGGUGAAGAGGCUCUCGGCUUCCAGGCGGAAACAGCACUUCAUCAACCAGGCAGUGCGGAACUCAGACCUCGUGCCCAAGGCCAAGGGGCGGAAGAGCCUCCAGCGCCUGGAGAACACCCAGUACCUCCUGACCCUGCUGGAGACAGAUGGGGGCCCGCCUGGGCUGGAGGACGGGGACUUGGCACCCCCUGCAUCACCAGGCAUUUUUGCCGAGGCCUGCAACAACGCCACCUACGUGGAGGUCUGGAACGAUUUCAUGAACCGCUCCGGGGAGGAGCAGGAGCGGGUUCUUCGCUACCUGGAGGAUGAGGGCAGGAGCAAGGCGCGGAGGAGGGGCCCUGGCCGGGGGGAGGACCGGAGGAGAGAGGAUCCUGCCUAUACACCCCGCGAGUGCUUCCAGCGCAUCAGCCGGCGUCUGCGAGCCGUCCUGAAGCGCAGCCGCAUCCCCAUGGAAACGCUGGAGACCUGGGAGGAGCGGCUGCUUCGGUUCUUCUCCGUGUCCCCCCAGGCCGUGUACACAGCAAUGCUGGACAACAGCUUCGAGAGGCUCCUGCUGCACGCCGUCUGCCAGUACAUGGACCUCAUCUCGGCCAGUAAGUGCCGGUGGCCCCCAAGACCUCAAGUUGGCCAGCUCAACCUGGGAAAGUGGCCGGGGUCUCAGGGGUCUGGUUCCUCAGAGUGGGGCUUGAUGGGGAGGUAGGGAACGGGGCCGGAGUGGGGACGCUACGAACUCAGGGGUGGCAGUGGGACCCUGCCUUGAAUUCACCAGAAGCUCCCUGCAUAUUCGGCCCCACGCAGGGUGACCGCAGACACAACCAGGCUGCUGGACACAGAUGCUCCUUCAUCUACAUCUUCGGGGCCCGGGGUGGGGGUGAUGAAGCCUGGAUUUGAGGGACCUCCCAGAGCCAGAGAUAAGAUGGGGGAACGCAGUGUCUGGAAGGUUCGCAUUUAACUCUAAGGCCUCCCGCCUACCACACAUGGGACCUCAGGCGAGACCCCCUACUGGCCCCUGGGUUCCACUUUUCCAACGGGGCUCAGUCUCAGAACUCACCCCCUAGUGAAGGUCUGUGCAGGCGCCGCUGGCCUCAGGCACCCCAUCUGGUCCUGAGCCUCUCACACCUGUCUCUGCCGCUGGCCUGGAGUUGCCAAGGCGACGGUUUCCGUGGCAACCUGAUGAUGCCUCCCUCUGUUCCCUCUGUGGGAGAUGCAGCCCCCAUGCCUGCCUCUGCUCAGAACAUCGCGCCUUGGCUGGGGGUGCGGGGCUUGGAGCUUGGUGGGUGUGGAGCUGUGGUCCUGACGCGGAAGAGGAGGGGUCCCAGCAAGAUGGGGAGUAGAGGACUGGGGUCCCAGGCAGAGGGGACUGCUGAGGCACGGAGCUCACAUGGGACAUGGCUCGUUUUUUUUGUUUUGGUUGGUUAGGUUUGGUUUUUUUUGAGACAGAGUCUCAUUCUGCCGCCCAGGCUGGAGUGCAGUGGCCUAAUCUAGGCUCACUGCAACCUCCACCUCCGGGUUCAAGCGAUUCUCCUGCCUCAGCCUCCCGAGUAGCUGGGACUACAGGUGCCCGCCAGCACGACCGGCUAAUUUUUUGUAUUUUUUUUUUUUUUUUAGUAGAGACGGGGUUUCACGGUGUUGGCCAGGAUGGUCUCUAUCUGACCUCGCGGUCCGCCCGCCUCGGCCUCCCAAAGUGCUGGGAUUACAAGCUUCAGCCACCGCGCCCAGCCCUAGAGACAGGGUUUCACCAUGUUGGUCAGGCUGGUCUCAACCUCCUGACCUCAGAUGAUCCUCCUGCCUUGGCCUCCCAGAGUGCUGGGAUUACAGGCAUGAGCCACUGCGCCUGGCCAGGUCAUUCAUUUUUUUGCAGUGAGGGGGAGAUGGGGAAGGGGAGGCUGGUGGGAGCUGGACCACUCAGGACCUGGGUGCCUCAAAGCCACCUCUGCAGGGCAGGGAGCCUGAGGGGAGGCCGGACACUCCACCAGGCAGGCGUGUGAGUGGCCAUGCGGCCUCACGCCCCCUGCGUUUCAGGGUCCCCAUCUGCACAGUGGAAUGAGUGCCAGCGGGGAGUGAGAUGGGCCCAAGGAGAGUGCUCCUGUAGGGAGCCUUAGGUGUUCUUGUGAGCCAGGCUCCUGGACCUGGGGGCUUAGGGCCAGCCAGGCCGCAGUGACCAGCACACACCAGCUGGCGGCGACCUCCCUGGGAAGAAGCGAGGGCCUUGCGGGUCCGAGGCACCUCUACCUGCCGCGGCUCCCAAAUUCCUCCCAUUCUUGCCCCACUGGUCCCUUCUGCAGGUGCCGACCUGGAGGGGAAGCGGCAGAUGAAGGUCAGUAAUCGGCACCUGGAUUUCCUGCCGCCGGGGCUGCUCCUGUCCGCCUACCUGGAGCAGCACAGCUGAUGGCGGCCCCGCGGAGACCCCGCUGCCGCCUCGCCCAGCCGCCAAGCCCUCCGAUACCUUCGGCUAAAAUAUCUUUCAUAUUUUUAGAAUUUGUCCUCGGAAACCUUUUUCACUUGGGGUGGUCUCUCUCACUCUGCCCCCUCCUCACGCAGCUCUUGGCAGUCAACAGACGCUGGUGGCUGGGGCUGCCCAUGCCAUCCCAGCUCCAAGCUUCCCACUCCGGGACUUGUAUUUGGGUGGGGAGACCUGACCUGGGCGUGUUCCUGUUUCUUCAUCGUUGAGCUUUUCUGGCCCGGUCUGAAGCUCAAGUGAGGAGGGGGAGGCUGGGUUUUUAUCACUUUUAAUGAAUUUGGUGUGAUUUGUUGUAGAUUUUUAAAUUUCCCUUUUGGAGAGAAAAACCAAAAAUACUCACCCCACUGGUAAAACAUGGGUCUUGGUCCCAGCCCCUCCCAGUUUUUAGCUUGAAUGAGGGUGGGGUCUCUGGGACCCUGCCCCUCAUGCCAGAAGCAUCUUAUGUUGUACGUGUGUGUGCGCGUGUGCCCUGAGACCCAGGACAGAAGCCACGGUCCUAAGAGCUGGUUUUAUCCUCGUUGUUCUGCGUGUCCUCCCCCACGCCACCUGUGUCAGGGCUCAGGGUCGCCUGCUUUAUACGAGCCUGCCUCCUUUCCUCCCCUGCUUUAUGCUGGGGGUCCAGGACUUCCAGCCAGAAGCCUCUGCCCUUGCACUACCUUGUCUGUCCCCCCUGUCCCGUGUCCCCCCGUCCCCCAGCCUGACUCCUGCCUGAUAGCUCCUGUGUCCCCAUGCUGGUCCUCCUGGCCCAGGCUGCAGGAGCCAGGCUGGGGGGCCUCCCCACCCCGUCGCUGCGUGUGGGUAAUUGUGUUUUGGGGGAAAGUGGGGAAUUUAAUAAAUUUCUGGUGCUCUGGC
This is a messenger RNA of Pongo pygmaeus (Bornean orangutan), 3496 nucleotides long. RefSeq names its product R3H domain containing 4 (gene R3HDM4). Bases 74 to 883 code for a protein of 269 amino acids. Gene Ontology annotation, molecular function: nucleic acid binding. NCBI's taxonomy places the organism in Eukaryota, Metazoa, Chordata, Mammalia, Primates, Hominidae. The record is from RefSeq and is a predicted model, not a curated record. The transcript has 7 exons.